CCAAUUUCUGCUGGGAAUUCGGAGCCUUCCAUAUCCGGACCCAGGAGCUCGGAGGCGGCAGGACCGGUCGGAACCUCAGAGGGGACGAGUCACCAGGUUUUAAGAUGCUGCGAGUACAAGGGACCAAACUGGGCAGGCUGGGGCUCAGCUUCUCCAAAGGGCUUCAUCACAAAGCGGUGGUGGCCCUGAGGCGGGAGGAUGUGAAUGCCUGGGAGAGAAGAGCACCUCUGGCUCCCCGGCACAUCAAAGGCAUCGCCAACCUGGGAUACAAAGUCCUAAUACAGCCUUCCAAUCGGCGGGCCAUUCACGACAAGGAAUAUGUCAAAGCUGGUGGCAUUCUUCAGGAGGAUAUUUCUGAAGCUUGUCUAAUUUUGGGAGUUAAAAGACCCCCAGAGGAAAAAUUAAUGUCUAAGAAGACUUACGCAUUCUUCUCCCACACAAUAAAGGCUCAGGAGGCCAAUAUGGGUUUGCUGGAUGAGAUUCUGAGACAGGAAAUCCGACUUAUUGAUUACGAGAAAAUGGUGGAUCAUAGAGGAACACGGGUAGUAGCAUUUGGACAGUGGGCAGGUGUGGCAGGGAUGAUCAACAUUUUGCAUGGAAUGGGGUUAAGGCUCCUUGCUUUGGGACAUCACACACCUUUUAUGCACAUUGGCAUGGCUCAUAACUACAGGAACAGUGGCCAGGCUGUGCAAGCUGUCCGCGAUGCUGGCUAUGAAGUAUCUCUGGGAUUGAUGCCAAAGUCGAUAGGGCCUUUAACAUUUGUGUUCACAGGGACUGGUAAUGUAUCUAAGGGAGCCCAAGAAAUCUUCAAUGAGUUACCUUGUGAAUAUGUGGAACCACAUGAAUUAAAAGAAGUUUCCCAAAAUGGAGACCUGAGAAAAGUGUAUGGGACGGUGUUAAGUCGCCAUCAUCAUCUUGUCAGGAAAACAGAUGGUGUGUAUGAUCCUGUAGAGUAUGACAAAUAUCCUGAGCGCUACAUAAGUCGUUUUAAUACUGAUAUUGCACCCUAUACAACUUGUUUAAUUAAUGGAAUCUACUGGGAACAAAACACCCCUCGUCUACUAACUCGCCAAGAUGUCCAGAGUCUCUUGGUCCCAGGCAGGUCCUCUGUUGCUGGUGUGGAAGGCUGCCCUGCAUUACCACACAAGCUUGUAGCAAUAUGUGACAUUUCAGCUGACACAGGAGGAUCAAUAGAGUUUAUGACCGAGUGUACGACAAUAGAACAUCCCUUUUGUAUGUAUGAUGCAGACCAGCAUAUUAUUCAUGACAGUGUUGAAGGCUCUGGGAUUCUGAUGUGUUCCAUUGACAAUUUGCCAGCACAGCUUCCAAUUGAAGCUACAGAAUACUUUGGAGACAUGCUUUACCCUUAUGUUGAAGAAAUGAUAUUAUCAGAUGCGACACAGCCUCUUGAAAGUCAGAAUUUUUCUCCUGUGGUGCGAGACGCAGUAAUUACAUCCAACGGUGUAUUGACUGAUAAGUAUAAAUAUAUCCAGAAACUCCGAGAGAGCAGGGAACUUGCUCAGUCACUUUCAAUGGACAGCAAGAAAAAGGUCUUGGUUCUUGGAUCUGGUUAUGUAUCUGAACCUGUAUUGGAAUACCUGUCAAGAGAUAACAAGAUAGAAAUAACAGUAGGCUCUGACAUGAAGAACCAAAUCAAACAGUUAGGUAAGAAAUAUAAUAUUAAUCCUGUUAGCAUGGACAUUAGUAAACAAGAAGAGAAGUUGAGCUCCUUGGUGGCAAAACAGGAUCUUGUCAUCAGCUUGUUGCCUUAUGCAUUGCAUCCUCUUGUGGCGAAGGCAUGCAUCACAAGCAAAGUUAACAUGAUCACUGCAAGCUACAUCACACCGGCGCUAAAAGAAUUAGAAAAAAGUGUGGAAGAUGCCGGCAUCACAGUCAUUGGUGAACUGGGAUUGGACCCUGGUCUUGAUCAUAUGUUGGCAAUGGAAACCAUAGAUAAGGCCAAGGAAGUGGGAGCCACGAUUGAAUCUUAUAUUUCCUACUGUGGUGGGCUUCCAGCCCCUGAACAUUCAGACAAUCCUUUGAGAUACAAAUUUAGCUGGAGUCCAGUGGGAGUUUUGAUGAACAUAAUGCAGCCGGCUACCUACCUGCUCAAUGGAAAGGUUGUGAAUGUUGCAGGGGGCAUCUCCUUUCUUGAUGCAGUUACUCCCAUGGAUUAUUUCCCUGGCUUAAAUUUGGAAGGCUAUCCUAACAGAGACAGUACAAAAUAUGCUGAGAUUUACGGCAUUCCAUCUGCGCACACUUUGCUGCGGGGGACACUGAGAUAUAAGGGGUAUGCCAAAGCUUUGAAUGGAUUUGUAAAACUGGGUCUUAUAAACAGAGAUGCAUUCCCUGCCCUUCGACCUGAGGCCAACCCUCUCACCUGGGUGAGUGACUCCAGAAUUACAUGUUGUUUGCUGUUCUUCAGAAAUGGUCAGAGUAGUGUAGGCCCUGGAGAGAAAGAUAUGAUUGUGAUGAGAGACAGUUUUGGAAUCAGACAUCCUUCUGGACAUUUGGAAAAUAAAACUAUUGAUCUUGUGGUUUAUGGGGACAUCAAUGGCUUUUCAGCCAUGGCUAAAACUGUGGGGUUACCCACUGCUAUGGCAGCCAAGAUGUUGCUUGAUGGUGAAAUUAAAGGUAAAGGCCUGAUGGGGCCCUUUUCAAAGGACAUCUAUGGACCAAUAUUGGAGCGAAUUAAAGCAGAAGGCAUUAUAUAUACAACACAGAGCAUAAUCAAACCAUAAUUGGGAAUUAUAUCUUGGUUUUAUCUUCCCAGGCACCGUAGCUCUGAACACUUGUGCAACAAACCUGCUUGCUAAUGUGCUGCUUUGAAAUAUAAAGCAUGAUAUUUUUUGAGUCAGUCAAUACAAUGAUGUUUUUAAAAUACAAAUCUCUAUUUUAAUAUGAAAACAUUUGGAGCAGGAGAUGCCAGUAAUUACCAGAGAAUUUCAAUAAUUCUACAUUCAUUUUUUUCAUGUGUAUGCAAAAGUGAUGAUUGUGCUAUAUGUUAAUUUAUUGUGCAACUUUUUUCUUAUAAGAGUAUAUUUUCCUAUGAUCAGCAGAUAAACUUUUUAGUAAGAAAAAAAUUUUUCACACAGCUAUAUUUUUGUAUUUUUCAAAUUGAUUCACUUAGAUACUCUUAGAUUACCUAUCUAUAAACCUUUGCAAUAAUUA
This is a messenger RNA of Leptonychotes weddellii (Weddell seal), 3171 nucleotides long. The record is from RefSeq and is a predicted model, not a curated record. Lineage: Eukaryota; Metazoa; Chordata; Mammalia; Carnivora; Phocidae.